UCUACUCUAACCACAGAUUCUCAGUCCACUCCAGCCAGCCUCCAUCUUCUUAAGGGCAGGAGCCAUCUUGCUCACAUCCCUGGACCUAACUUGCUAAAUAAUUAUUCAUGACUUCAUCAGGAUGGAAAAAGAGCCAAGAGCUGAGGGCCUUCUGGGGUCCAGCUCCGCUACUGGCUGCAGAACAGACUUCACCUCCUUCUCUCUUCUUGCUUUCACUUUGUGACUCAGCACUGGGAGUGCAAGUGUGGUUGGUGACAGUGCGACUGACACCUACCCCAAGCCAGAGAACUUCCAAAAACCAGCCUGAAGAUGACACAAGACAACAAGAAGCACAGGUCUAGGAGGUCUGUGAGAUCCUGAGUCAUACCCGUGCCUUGUCCUUAGGGACAAUAUAUCUGGAAAGAAGAAACACCAGCAGUUCUGACCCGGCAGACCUUCAGGAAAGAUGCAGCCACUCCUGCUCUUAUUGGCCUUUCUUCUGGCUCAUGAGGCUGGCACAGAGGACAUCAUCGGAGGACAUGAGGCCAAGCCCCACUCCCACCCCUACAAGGCCUUGGUUCAGUUUCUGCUUAAGGACCAAAAGAACAGGUGCAGCAGUGUCCUCUUGAGAAAGGAUUUUGUUCUCACUGCUGCUCACUGCUGGGGAAGCCCAAUCAUGGUCACCCUUGGGACCCAUAACAUUCAGGAGCAGGAGAGGACCCAGCAGGUCAUCCCUGUGAGAGAAGCCAUCUGCCACCCAGACUAUAAUCCUAAGAACUUCGUCAAUGACAUCAUGUUACUAAAGCUGGAGAGAAAGGCCAAGCAGACUGCAGCUGUGUGGCCACUCAGCCUGCCCAGGGGCACAGCCCAGGGAGACUCCUGGGGCCCCCUCAUCUGUGAAAACAUGGCUCAGAGUAUUUGCUCCUAUGGACAAAAGAACGGGACCCCUCCAGCAGUCUUCAUGAAGGUCUCACACUACCUGCCCUGGAUAAAGAGAACAAUGAAGUGUUUCUCACAGCAGGUGUCAUGCUGACCUUCCUCUCUGCUUGACCACCUUUUCUGGGGCAGAGGCAGGACUCCCAUGGGGCGGGGAGUGGGACUGAGGUGCCAUAAUAAAUGGAUCUCUAGCGAGUGUGACUGAAGUCUCACUGACUCACUGAAC
Messenger RNA from Equus caballus (horse), 1141 nucleotides. Its product is annotated as granzyme H-like. Gene Ontology annotation, biological process: proteolysis. Gene Ontology annotation, cellular component: cytoplasm; intracellular membrane-bounded organelle. NCBI's taxonomy places the organism in Eukaryota, Metazoa, Chordata, Mammalia, Perissodactyla, Equidae. The record is from RefSeq and is a predicted model, not a curated record. Gene Ontology annotation, molecular function: serine-type endopeptidase activity.